This is a messenger RNA of Lutzomyia longipalpis, 1478 nucleotides long. RefSeq lists its product as uncharacterized. The record is from RefSeq and is a predicted model, not a curated record. Bases 88 to 1395 code for a protein of 435 amino acids. NCBI's taxonomy places the organism in Eukaryota, Metazoa, Arthropoda, Insecta, Diptera, Psychodidae. The transcript is spliced from 3 exons.
UUCUUGCUUCCAUGCCCCUUGUUGUCAAAAUUCGAGGGAAACGCGACACGGAAAAACUUUUAUUUUUGUUGCGGAAAAUCGUGAAAAAUGUCCGUAAGCGAAUAUGAAAGUGCGGUUGUUAAUAAUUUUAAGAUAUCCGAGGAUAUUAAGGAUGAUAUUGUGUAUUGCCAGAAAGUCCUGCGGGAUUACAUAAAAGUACAUCAGAUUUGUGCAAUCCGGAUGGUCAAAAAUGCCCUGAGUAGGAACAAUCUGUCGAUCCUGAAGCAAUUGGAGAAUGAUAUUCGGGAUUUGAUGAAGGAUCAGCGGGAUUUGAUUGUGCGAUUGCGCGAGGAUAUUGAGAAGCAUCACAAAGCGUGCCAGAUGAGUGAUACUCCGCUGGAUACAAAUCUCUACAAUGCCUAUCUUUCGAAGCAUCUGUACUAUCACUUUGAGAAUACCUUUGCAAAUGUGGAGCCCGUGAGCAUCCGCCGGAGGUUUACGGACUCUGAACUUAUGCGGAAGUACGGACUGGAGAGCUCAUCGACACCGACUACCCCGCAGAAAGGGCAGAUAUCACUGCUGAAGCCCAAAAAUGAGAGGUUAUCCCUGGGUGGGGCAUCACGUGGCGGGGGUGGGAUUCGGGGGCAGCAGCAGCAGAUGAAGGCAAAACGCAAAAAGAUGCGGAAUAAAAAUCAAUACUUCCGCGGAGCUAAUGCAGUAAAGAGGAGCCGUAUGAAGCUCCUGGCUGCCCUGAAGAAUGCCAAAAGUAUGCGAGAUAAGCAUGUGACACCGCCGCGUGGCAUAAAGGACGAAAGCGAUACGGAAUCAUCGCCGAGCAAUUCGCAAUCAUCUGUAACACCAUCCGAAGAGGAUCAGGUUUUUAUGCCACUCGUGGACCUCCCGCCUGAACUCCCGGAGCCGUCCACGUACAAUCAGGAGUCAUUCUUGCGCUUCUUCGGCCUCUACACGCAUUCCUACAACGAUGCACUGAAGAAUCGUCGUCCGGAACGCCGGAAGCGCAACAUUCAGAGCACGGCACGCACGGAUUUUCACUACGACUUUCAAGAUCUCGUUUCACUCCGCCCCAGUGGGGCACGCGGACGGCGUCAGUUGCAUUGGAAGGCCCAGAGAUUGUCAAAUGAGGAGAAGACAUCGGUGGCAUCGACACCACAAAGUCGAUCGUCCACAUCUUCACCCACGGAGAUUACACCCCCACCGCCUGUUUGCGUCAUUUGCUCACGCCCCGGGGAGCAUCAGCUCAAGUCCUGUGACUUUUGCACCAAUCUCUUCCACGUAAUCUGCCAUGAUCAGGCCUACAGCACGACUGACUACCGCCCCGGGGAGUUUGUCUGCCCAUCCUGCAUGAGUGUCCGGAAGCGCAUCAAUACCAAUGACGAAGAAGUCCUUGGGGUCUAAUCUAAUAAAGCUCUGACAUUUGAGAUGUUUAAUCAAUUUUAUUGUAAUCAAAUAAAUCAAAUAUAAAUCAAUUUCUCACGAAA